Anolis sagrei ordinatus is the source of this 1965-nucleotide messenger RNA. RefSeq names its product zinc finger protein ZFP2-like. Gene Ontology annotation, biological process: regulation of transcription by RNA polymerase II. Gene Ontology annotation, molecular function: DNA-binding transcription factor activity, RNA polymerase II-specific; RNA polymerase II cis-regulatory region sequence-specific DNA binding. NCBI's taxonomy places the organism in Eukaryota, Metazoa, Chordata, Lepidosauria, Squamata, Anolidae. The record is from RefSeq and is a predicted model, not a curated record.
AAUUCAUAUUUGUGAAAUCUGUACAUUGAAUUUCUUGUGACACCUUUGCUGGUAUCUGUGUGUGUGCUUGAGCCCUGAUGUCUGCAUCUCUUGGUAUUUCCAUUUCCUGCAUGACCCAUGAAGGGAAAAGGGGGAAAUCUUUGAGGGAAAAACCGGGUUCCUGGCUCUCAUCCUUGAUCUUUUCUUUCUUUCUUGACCAGGGAAAUGAGGAUUCUAUGGAGCCAACUCUUGGAUGCAACAAGGAAACCAACAAUACAGAAAGAAGAAGUCUUCUCAAGGUGAUGAUCUUGCUAAAUUGUUGACCUCACUUACAGAAAAGGGAAAAAGGAAGAGUCAACUCUCUGUAUUGCAAUUAAACACCCAAAUCACUGUUGGCGUGAAGGAGAAAGCGUCCAAAUGGCUGAAACGUGGAAAGAGUUUUUCUCAGGGGAUCAUCUGCAGGAACCUGAAAGGCCUGACACUGGGGAGAAGCCCCCUGAAUGCCUGGAGUGCGGAAAGAGCUUCGCUCAUAAUUCAGAUCUACGUAAACACCAGAAGACCCACACUGGGGAGAAACCCUAUGAAUGCCUGGAGUGUGGRCAGAGGUUCAUUCAGAGUUCAGAUCUACGUAGACAUGAAAGGACCCACACUGGAGAGAAACCCUAUAUGUGCCUGGAGUGUGGAAAGAGCUUCACUCAUACUUCAAGCCUGUGUUUGCAUCAAAGGACUCACACUGGGGAGAAACCCUAUGAAUGCCUGGAGUGUGGACAGAGCUUCACUUACAGUUCAACUCUACGUUCACAUCAAAGGACUCACACUGGGGAGAAACCCUAUAAAUGCCAGGAGUGUGGACAGAGUUUUGCUCGUAGUUCAAGUCUACAUAAACAUCAAAGGACUCACACUGGGGAGAGACCCUAUGAAUGUUUGCUGUGUGGGAACAACUUCUCUGACAGUUCAGCUCUUCGUAGACAUCAAAGGACACACACUGGGGAGAAACCCUUCAUAUGCUCAGAGUGUGGACAGAGAUUCGCCCAGAGUUCAGGUCUACGUGCACAUCAGAAGACUCACACAUCAAAAGAUUCACAGGAGAAACCCCAUCAAUGCCUGGAGUGUGGACAGAGCUUCACUCAGCUUUCAUAUCUACACAGACAUCAAAGAACUCACACUGGAGAGAAACCCUUCACAUGCCCAGAGUGCGGACAGAGAUUUGCCCAGAGUUCAGGUCUGCGUGCACAUCAAAGGAUUCACACUGGGGAGAAACCCUAUAAAUGCCUGGAAUGUGGGCAGAGCUUCUCUCAUAGUUCAGGACUAUGUUCACAUCAAAAGAUUCAUUCUGGGGAGAAACGCUAUAAAUGCCUGGAAUGUGGACAGAGCUUCGCUCAGAGUACAGGUCUGCGUUCACACCAAAGGACUCACAGUGGGGAGAAGCCCUAUAAAUGCCUGGAGUGUGGACAGAGCUUUGCUAAGAGUACAAAUCUACGUACACAUCAGAUGACGCACACUGGGGAGAAACCCUAUACAUGCCUGGAGUGUGGAAAGACCUUCAGGCAGAGUUCAAAUCUACGUUCACAUCAAAGGACUCACACUGGAGAGAAACACUAUGGAACAGGCACAGGGAAAAUGUUUUGCCCUGAUGCUACCCUGUGGGCCUGGCCACAAGGGCCGGGCCAGGAGGGAGUGUGGGUGGGGCCAGAAGGGGUGGGGCCAGGGCCAGAAGGGGCAGGGCCAAAUGGGCUGGGGAUGGGAGAGGGCAAGGUCCAGCCAGGAGAGGUUGGGGUUGGGUGGGAAAGGGCAGGAUUGUGGUGGGAGGGGGCCGGGUGGGAUAAGGAGGAGGAAGAGACACACAUCACUGGUGAAAGCAUUCUCACUAGUGCCAUGUGUCUCCCCUGUGUCUCCUCUGAGUCUGUGGAAGGCGGGACACCUACGCAAGGCUCAGAGAAUGAGGAACACACCGCUGCUGAGAGCGCUCUCGCCGGCGACGUGUAA